Messenger RNA from Polychytrium aggregatum, 681 nucleotides. Its product is annotated as translocation protein Sec62-domain-containing protein. Gene Ontology annotation, cellular component: endoplasmic reticulum membrane; endoplasmic reticulum. The record is from RefSeq and is a predicted model, not a curated record. Gene Ontology annotation, biological process: post-translational protein targeting to membrane, translocation. Bases 1 to 681 code for a protein of 226 amino acids. NCBI's taxonomy places the organism in Eukaryota, Fungi, Chytridiomycota, Chytridiomycetes, Polychytriales. The transcript has 2 exons.
AUGGAAUCGACUGACCUCGACCCCAAUCUGAUUUCCCGUCCCCUUGAUCCUUUUUUUUUUGACCUGGAGCAGCCCGACUAUCGGCAUGCUGGGCCAGAGCUCACCAAGGUCGCCGAAUAUCUGCGCUCCUCGGCAGCCGAGCUCAAGGUCAAGCCGGGAAUCUGGAACGGAAAGCGGGUUGAUUAUUUCAAGGGAAAGCAUGCCGUCAAUGCCCUGAACCGUGCCCCUUACAAGAAGAUCUCGGGUGUCCCGGCGGUGGAAGGACGAUCCCAGGGCGAGGUGCUGCUGACCAAGAUGCACUUUGCCGGCUUCUUUGUCAAGAUCGAGCGCGGCGCCAAGUUGCAAGUCCAGAUCUCGCAGCAGCAAGCCUUCCACCCGGACGAAUACUACAUCUGGCUGUACGAGGGACCACAGUGGAAGGGCCUGGCGCUGGGCACGGGCGUCCUGGCCCUGGUCUUUGCCGGCGUUCUGUUCCCGCUGUGGCCCGAGACGCUCCGAACGGGCGUCUACUACCUCUCGCUAGGUGUCCUGGGCCUCAUGGGAGUCUUUUUCGGAAUGACGAUCGUUCGGCUGCUCAUUUGGCUGGUGACCCUGCUUGUCCUGGGUCAAGGCGGCCUGCUCUUCCCCAACCUGUUUGAGGACGUGAGCGUGAUCGAUAGUUUCAUUCCUGUUUGGGGGUAA